AUGGAUAUACAGAACACAUUCAAUAUGCAGUUUAGGACUACUUCCUCAGUUUGGUCCCAACAUUGUGGUUUAGUGUGCCUAACUCCUAUGAUUUCUAUUGUCAACCCUUUAACCUCUGUCUGUGGCCGAUGUAUAUCUGCUACAGUUGAGCAUGCCAACAAUAAUUUUUCCCCUUUUCAGAUCUGUGUGGUAUAUGCCCCAGCUACAGUUGGACAGCGGUAUAAAUUCCUAUCUGCCCUGCUUGCUAACUCUUUAUUAUUGCCCACUCAUCCUUCACGCUUCAUCCUGCUGGGAGAUUUUAAUCACUCCUAUCACACUCGUUCACCUCGGCCCCGACUUGCACCUCAUACGUGGCUCCAAUUCCUCUCUGACCACCUCUUUGACUGCGUCACUAUGCCUGAUUCUACCCCUAUGCCUACCUUCCAUCGCGGCACAACGUCCUCCACCUUGGACUAUAUAUUCUCCUCUUCCGAUAUGUUUUCCCACCGCAUUUCGUCUUCCGUGGAUUAUAUUCAUCCGCAAUGGUCAGACCAUUUCCUAGUUUCCGCAUCUUUUCUCUUUGAUUCAGGCACUGUCUUGGGGAAAGGCCUAUGGCGUGCCAACCCACGUCUGUCCUACAACCAGCAUUUCUGUCUCCAGCUUGACUCACACAUUCAUUCCCUCGUCCACUCUCUACCAACAUCUCUAUCUGUUCAAGAACAGUGGGAUAGUCUCAAAACCGAUGUCAUCCAUUUUAUCCGCUCUUAUUGCCGUCGCCUUCGCCGCAACCUCACUACGAUAGAAGCCCAUUCGAUUGCCCAACGCGAUGCCUUUUGUUCCUCAUUGUUAACAACCAUACAAUCUUCCUGCGCCAUACACCUCACUCGAUCCUUAUCGAUCCGGGGGCGUGCCACCGUUCUCAAUACUCUCAUUCUCUCCCGUCUCUGGCAUGUCCUACGCGUGAUCUCUGUUCCUGUGUCGUUUCUCGAUAAAGUGAAGUCGGCCAUGGGUCAGUUCUUGCAGCACCGAAUGUUUCCUCCCAUUAAGCUGUCCACUCUUUGUCUCCCUCUUCGUUCUGGCGGCCUUGGAGUAUUAGAUCCUUCUAUACAACAAGGUGCUUUUCAGCUGCGUUGGUUACGUCCUCUCUGUCUCUCUCCUCACUCCACCUCUGGCUUAGUUCCUCCUUGGCUGUCCUUUCUCUUACGUUAUCAUACGUCUGGCACCGACCCCCAAUUGACACUUCUCUUCCACGAUCUUCGCCCCCCCGAUCUGACUGGCCUUGCAGGUUGCUUCCGCAACAUAUUCUCUGCUAUUGAUAGGCUCCCGCACGACUUCUCCUCCCUUGCCCCCAACAUUGCUACGUGUUUAGCACUUCCCCUCCGCUCAGUAUGCCUACCAGCCACAAGCACUACCUCCUUCCCUCCCUCCUGGCAACACCUCCGCGUUGAAGAUGCCUUUCUUGUUGACCCUUCUUUCGACGUUCUCUGCCGUCGAGCGCCGGCUGAUUUCCCACGCAACCCGCUCAUAUUGCGCAAGUUUUUCAAGAGAGUUGACUCUCGCGACAUCUUGCUACAACCUUUCCUUGUUCGCGCUUUCCUCCCUUCUCAUAUCCUUCAGCUCAAUUACCCUUCCAUUCCUUCCCGUUCAGGUUCAUCAAUCAAUGCUAGCCCUUUUGUUUGCGGCCUUUUACCUGGAAUACCGUGGUCCAAGCUGAAACCUCGUAUGUAUCGUUCUCUUUGUUCCUCUUCUGUUUCUCCUCCCCUGUCGUCUACACUGUCCAGCUCACAAUGGCGAAUCUUUUGGAACCUUCCUAUACACCACCAUGUCCGCAACAUCUGGUACCGAGGUCUGCACCACAAAUUGUCAUCCCGCUCCCUGUUGCAUCGCAUACUUCCUGGCCCCUUCCCCACCGACUCUUGCCCCAUUUGUGAAGCCUCUACAGACACACCCGACCAUUUCCUCUUCUCCUGCCCCCUCAAAAUUGACGUUUGGUCUACAUUCUGGCAAGAUGUCUUUGGAUCUCAUCCUACUCUUCCUAUACUCCAUGAUGCAUUUUACAACCUGUCUUUCCCCUAUACCCGCUCCUCUGAUAUUCACGCCGCCUCUCUCUUUAGCUGUGCCCUUCUGGCGAUCUGGCGACAUCAUUGGUCCACGGUGUUCGACAAUACACCUUUUGUAUCUUCCACCGUCCUAUCUACCGCUUCCCGCUUGGUUGCCAUAUUUAAGGCUGAAAAAUCUCUUGAUGACCUUGCCUGUUCUCUUGCUACUUAGCUCUACCUUUAGUUUUCCUUCUUACAUAUACACCUCAAAAAAAAUCAAAAACCCAAAAACAAAUUUUGUGACGUGCGUCCUUUUUUUUUUUAGCUAGUGAUCCUCACAAUAAAAACCUGAGCUCUAAUCGCUCCCUACAAAAAAUAAA
Messenger RNA from Phycomyces blakesleeanus NRRL 1555(-), 2398 nucleotides. RefSeq lists its product as hypothetical. Bases 1 to 2250 code for a protein of 749 amino acids. Lineage: Eukaryota; Fungi; Mucoromycota; Mucoromycetes; Mucorales; Phycomycetaceae. The transcript is spliced from 2 exons. The record is from RefSeq and is a predicted model, not a curated record. Gene Ontology annotation, molecular function: catalytic activity.